GGCGCCCGGCGCAAGCGCAGGCGCAGGCGCGCGUGGCGGGGCUGCUGGUGGAGGGGCGUGCUCGCGUGUUUUGGGGGACCCUGCUCUCGGCUAUGGGCCGCAGGAGGGCAGCGCGUGGGCCGGGGGCCGAGGGCGGCCGCACCCGGCGCCCUGCGGGCUGCUCCCUGGAGGCCUUCGCGGAGGAGGUGGGCGCCGCGCUGCGCGCGUCCGUGGAGCCAAAGGCGCCCGAGGACGAGGGUGGCCCUGGGCCUGUGCGGCUGCCUUGCACGCUGGCCAUGUGGGAGCUGGGUCACUGCGACCCCCGGCGCUGCACCGGCCGCAAGCUGGCCCGCUUGGGCCUGGUGCGGUGCCUGCGCCUGGGCCACAGGUUCGGCGGUCUCGUGCUCAGCCCCAUGGGCUCCCAGUACGUGUCCCCCGCUGACAGACAGCUGGUUGCACAGUCGGGGGUGGCUGUCAUCGACUGUUCCUGGGCCAGACUGCAGGAGACACCAUUUGGGAAGAUGCGGGGAAGCCACUUUCGGCUGCUGCCUCACCUCGUGGCCGCCAACCCUGUGAACUAUGGCCGGCCCUGCAAACUGUCCUGUGUGGAGGCUUUUGCAGCCACCUUCUGCAUCCUGGGCUUCUCAGACCUCGCCGUCAUUUUGCUGCGGAAGUUCAAGUGGGGCAAGGCCUUCCUAGACCUGAACCGUCAGCUUCUGGACAAGUACGCAGCCUGCAGCGGCCCAGAGGAGGUGCUGCAGGCAGAGCAGGCAUUCCUGGCCCAUGCCAAGGAGCGCCCCAAGGAGGAGAUCGAUCCCUUUGAUGUGGAUUCAGGGCGAGAGUUUGCAAACCCGAACAGGCCUGUGGCUGACACCCGGCUGCCCACGGACAGUGGUGACAGUGACAGUGAGGAUGAGUCUGAAGAAUGCAGGCCCGAAGCUCAGGAUGGGGGAGACAGCAGCAGCUCAGAAGAGGAGGAGACUCCACAGCAAGGGGCCGAGGCUGGGCCCCCCACCGAGGUUUGGAAAGGAAUCAAGAAACGGCAGAGAGACUGAAGGUUGCAGAUGUGUAUUUUUUCAAGGUGGAGUGAUGAGGAAAUCGAGAGACAGCAGUGGGACUUGUGGGAACGAAGACAGGCUUGGUGGCCUUGGCCCCUUGGAGCUGCAAGCAGUACUGGACUCUGUCAGGUUCUCUGCCAGAGCUUCUACCACAGCCUUGCCCUGGGUCCUGCCUCAGAGCCCCCAAUGAAUGAAGCUGUGGGCAAGGAGAA
Rhinolophus ferrumequinum (greater horseshoe bat) is the source of this 1249-nucleotide messenger RNA. It is a transcript of the gene TSR3, whose product is annotated as TSR3 ribosome maturation factor. Gene Ontology annotation, molecular function: rRNA small subunit aminocarboxypropyltransferase activity. NCBI's taxonomy places the organism in Eukaryota, Metazoa, Chordata, Mammalia, Chiroptera, Rhinolophidae. The transcript is spliced from 6 exons. The record is from RefSeq and is a predicted model, not a curated record. The coding region runs from base 93 to 1034 and encodes 313 amino acids. Gene Ontology annotation, biological process: maturation of SSU-rRNA.